This is a messenger RNA of Physella acuta, 872 nucleotides long. RefSeq names its product sulfotransferase 1C4-like. Lineage: Eukaryota; Metazoa; Mollusca; Gastropoda; Physidae. The record is from RefSeq and is a predicted model, not a curated record. Gene Ontology annotation, molecular function: sulfotransferase activity.
AACACGGUUUUUUUCGGCAAUGCCGGUGGCUACUGGCUUCCACCGUUUCGUAUCGGUGCCGACACUGACUACAGGACACACGCACGGAAUAUCAGAGACAUGGAGAUACGCCCUGAUGAUGUCAUGAUAUGCUCGUAUCCCAAAACAGGUCUCCAUUGGCAACAAGAGAUUGUAAACAUGCUGAUGCAUAAAUCAGAUACACUGAGCAGCGAGUCAGAGAACAACAUUUGUUUCUUGGACGUCCGACCCAUACACAUCUUCGCAAACAUCGAGUCGCCCAGACUGAUUGUUACUCAUGUGCCAUUCAGAUACCUCCCCAAGCAAGCAUUGGAAAAGAAAAUUAAAAUAAUAUACUUGGACAGAAAUCCAAAAGACGUUCUUGUGUCUUAUUACAACCAUGUUCACGAGCAAGUAUACCCCAUGCACUAUUCGGGAACAUUUGAGCAAUUUGUUUACCUCAAUCUGGAAGUUGGUUAUAAGUACGGCGACUUAUUCACAUAAUUGAUGGAUUGGCAAAAAGGUAUUGACGCUAAUCCGAAUAUUCCUUUCUACAAAUCAGUUUACGAAGACAUGAAAAUUGAUGAAAAAGCUGGCGUGAAAAAACUGAAUGAGUUUCUAGGGACUGGAUGUAGCGAGGAGCUGUGUGAAAACAUAGCAGAGGCUUGUAGCUUCGAGAGAUUGAAGCGCUUCAAAGAGGCAAAUGCACCAGAAAAUAAAAAAGCAACGUUUCGCAAUAGACAAAUAGGAUUUUAUAGGAAAGGUGCUGUUGGCGACUGGAAGAACUGGUUCACUGAAGAUUUAAACGAAGAAUUCGAUAGGGAAUACAAGAAACACAUGGCUGGCUACAGAACGGUUUACAAAUAUACUUUAAA